UGAAAAAUGCCGACAGUAAUCGCCCUGGAUGUUUCCUUGUCGAUGAGACGUCCUGUCUCCACAGGACAUGAUGCACCUUCUAGUGAAACUGUAACUAGACAUCAUCUCGCUGUACAAGGAAUUAAUCAUAUUCUCCAUUAUCUACAAGUGAAUUCUAAAUUGGAAUUCGUGUCACUGGUUGUUUUUUCGUCGACGUACGAACUGCUGUGCCCAUUCACUCGAGAUUAUGACAUGAUGAGGUCAAGACUGCAAUCGAUUGAAGAACGAGACAAAACUUGUAUUGAGACUGCUCUUCAUGGGAUUAAUACAGUAAUAAUGUCAGAAUGGGGCAAUACAACAGCUUGUCAAAUAAUUUUGGUGACUGAUGGCAAUCCGGGGGUCGGACCCAUGUCCCUGGGGCAUUCUCUGAAUCAUAUGCACCUCGAGAGAGAGUCCAAUCCAUUCCCACUGCCUUUUCCUUAUCCUGGAAAGCUCAAUAUUGUCUGCAUUGCACCUCCACAGGACUCUGGACUAAAGUACGGAUUGCCCCUUUAUCAGAGACUGGUCGAUUUAGCUGGUGGAGAGAGUGCAGUUCUAGUACCUGAUGGACAACUUUCAAAGACAACUGUCAAUAAUUGUUUCCAGAAGUUAGCAGAGUCCAAUUAUAUUUCAUUCCAGGGAUAUCUCAAGUGUGGAAGUUUAGGAUCGAGAAUUCUUUUGUCUCCACCUCCAAUGUCGUACAAUAAGAAAACAGAUUUCGAGUCUAUCUCGGGAUUGGCUUUGGCGAAAACUCUGGAAAUUUGUGGCUUCAUCUCGGUGGCAGAUGUAGGGAGUCCCAGCUCAAUAUCAAGGCAUCUGAUUCUACCGUUGCCAACGGAAAAAACCCCAAGCAUGCAGGGUAUCUCCCUGGAUGAGGAGUCUGAUGGUGAGGACAAUGGUGACGAGGGGAAAUCUCCUUCGUUUUGUGUACUCCUCCAUGGAGCAUUAAAAGUUGAGAACAUGGCGGCUUUGUGUUUAUUAAACAACAAUUGGUAUGGAUUCAUAUACUCUUGGGCAGACACAAAAAAAAAAUCAAAUCUCAUGCUGACUCUCCUGGAGCCAGGGUGCGACGUUGUACCCUGGCUGGGGAAUUUCAAUGAUUUGGGAACCAUUGAUUCGGCUUCGAAGAAUGUUGAGGUCCUGAGUUUUCCCUUGAAACCAGCUGAGAAGAGAAGCUACUCCCAGAAUGCUCCAUCAUGGAUCAGACAGGUUGGACUCCAGUCAGAUAUUCAGAAAAUCCUCAGGCAUGCCAGAAAACUCCCGGAGAAGACCCAGAAUUUCUAUAAGGAAUUAAAUAGAUUGAGGCGUGCAGCAUUGUCUAUGGGAUUCGUCGAGCUCUUGGAGGGGCUUGCAUCGAUAUUCGAGCGCGAAUGCACCCUUCUCCCCCCAAACCUUCACUUGGACUGUACAAUUCAGAUGGGACAUGUUGCAGAAAUGUUGAGGAAACCUUAUUCUAGAGAAUUGAAAAAUAAUAUUACACCAGUGAGGACUCAAUUUCACAAAGGUGAUCAAUAAGGAACUUAACUCUCUCGAACUGAAGAGAAUAUUUUUGUACCAUCUGUGCAUCAAUCGUCAUUAAUCAAAUAAAUCAAUAAUAAUUUUUUUAUUAAUUAAAGUAUUAUCAUUUUUCACU
This is a messenger RNA of Fopius arisanus, 1651 nucleotides long. It is a transcript of the gene IntS14, whose product is annotated as integrator complex subunit 14. The record is from RefSeq and is a predicted model, not a curated record. Gene Ontology annotation, biological process: snRNA 3'-end processing. The coding region runs from base 7 to 1533 and encodes 508 amino acids. NCBI's taxonomy places the organism in Eukaryota, Metazoa, Arthropoda, Insecta, Hymenoptera, Braconidae. Gene Ontology annotation, cellular component: integrator complex. The transcript has 2 exons.